Penicillium macrosclerotiorum is the source of this 306-nucleotide messenger RNA. RefSeq lists its product as uncharacterized. The transcript is spliced from 4 exons. Bases 1 to 306 code for a protein of 101 amino acids. NCBI's taxonomy places the organism in Eukaryota, Fungi, Ascomycota, Eurotiomycetes, Eurotiales, Aspergillaceae. The record is from RefSeq and is a predicted model, not a curated record.
AUGUACGGCGCCAAACAGCUCCUGCUGAGCUUGCUGGUGAUGUCGGUCUCAGCAACGGAGACUGCCAAGAAGACUAUGGUUGGUCUGGAGACCGAAAAAUCUAGUUACGGCAAGGAUGUGGAGCUAGAUGAUUGUGUUGAACUGGACGAGGAUGAGGUGUUUACAAUCUCGAUCCGCAAACACUGUCGCGUUUUCACGGGACCAUUGUGCACCGGUCGGAACACUCUUCUCAGCCCUGGAGACCAUUCGAAUGACGAUCCCGUGCCGAUUACUUCGAUCUACUGCCAUGCGAAGACACCCUUUUGA